GCGCGCAUGCGCACGCGGGCCGACAUCCGCCCGCGACGGCGCUCGCGCACCGACAUGGCGGCGGCCGAGGGCGGCGGCAGCGGCAGCGGCAGCGGCGGAGAGGGGCGGGCGGACACGACGGUGCAGAGGGCUGAGCUGGGGCCCCUGCUGGCCAUGGCCCUAAGGCCGGGGGAGUCUUGGUACCUGGUGGACAGCCGCUGGUUCAAGCAGUGGAAGAAGUACGUGGGCUUCGACAGCUGGGAUAUGUUCGGCGCGGGCGAUCCCAGCCUUUACCCGGGGCCUGUGGACAACUCGGGUCUCUUCAGCGAUCCAGAAACUCAGAGUUUAAAAGAAAAUCUCAUUGAUGAGCUGGAUUAUGUACUCGUUCCCACCGAAGCCUGGAAUAAACUGGUAACGUGGUAUGGCUGCAUAGAAGGGCAGCAGCCUAUUGUGAGAAAAGUGGUGGAAUAUGGUCUGUUUGUGAAGCACUAUAAGGUUGAAGUUUAUCUUCUUGAGCUGAAGCUGUGUGAGAGCAGUGAUCCUGACAAUGUGAUUAGCUGCCACUUCAGCAAAGCAGAUACUCUUGCUACCAUCGAGAAAGAAAUGAGAAAACUAUUUAAUAUCUCAGAUGAGAAGGAAACUAGGCUAUGGAACAGGUACAUGAGUAACACUUAUGAGCAGCUCAGCAAGCUGGAUAGCACAGUGCAAGAUGCAGGGCUCUAUCAGGGUCAGGUUGUUGUAAUAGACGUGAAACGUGAAGAUGGCACAUGGCCUGGGCAGCAUUUCCUGACAAAAUCAAGCACUGCAACUAGCAGAAACUUUACUACCUCUUCAAAAUCAUCAGCAAGUUCUUAUUCCUCAGUGUCUGCCACUUCUGUCAUUACUAACGGUGAUAGCAGUAACUCCUAUGGACUGAACAGCUCCCACCUGGGCAGGGGAGGUUCUGGAUUUGUCUGUAACUCCUACAACUGCAGGGACAGUGCUUCCCUGUCACAGCCUGGACUCUGUGGACUCAGUAACCUUGGCAAUACCUGCUUCAUGAAUUCUGCAUUACAGUGUCUGAGCAACACCCCUCCUCUGACUGACUAUUUCCUGGAAGAUAAAUAUGAAGCUGAAAUAAAUCAGAACAACCCACUGGGGAUGAGAGGAGAAAUUGCAGAAGCCUAUGCAGACCUCAUUAAACAGAUGUGGUCUGGGAGACAGUCUCAUGUGGCCCCACGUAUGUUUAAAACACAAGUUGGCCGAUUUGCUCCUCAGUUUUCAGGAUAUCAGCAGCAAGAUUCCCAGGAGCUCUUGGCUUUUCUUCUAGAUGGCCUGCAUGAGGAUUUGAACAGAGUGAAGAAGAAGCCCUACUUGGAGCUGAAGGAUGCCAAUGGCAGACCUGAUUUGGAGGUGGCAAAAGAAGCCUGGGAGAAUCACAGGCUGAGGAAUGAUUCUAUCAUUGUGGAUAUUUUUCACGGUCUUUUCAAAUCUACCCUUGUUUGUCCCAAAUGUUCCAAAGUUUCUGUGACCUUUGAUCCCUUCUGUUACUUAACCCUUCCACUGCCAUUGAGGAGAGAUCGUCUCAUGGAAGUUACCCUGGUGUAUGCAGACCCACAGUGUAGACCUGUCCAGUACCGGGUUGUGGUGCCAAUGAUGGGGGCCAUCUCAGAUCUGUGUGAAUCACUCUCCAAACUCUCUGGUGUUCCUGCAGAAAAUAUGGUGGUGACAGACGUGUAUAAUCAUCGAUUCCACAAAAUCUUCCAAAUGGAUGAAGGUUUAAAUCAUAUCAUGCCAAAAGAUGACAUCUUUGUAUAUGAAGUUCCCAAGCCAAGUGAGGAUGGGUCUGAGUGUGUGACUCUCUCAGUUUACUUUCGGGAGAAGACAGUGAGACAAUCCACUGCAGGGACUGUGCUCUUUGGUCAGCCACUGCUGAUAUCUGUGCCGAAGCACAAGCUCACUGUGGAUCACUUGUACAGAGUGAUUUUGGAGCAGAUCAGCCGCUAUGUGAAACUCCCCUUGGUGGAUGAAUACUCCACCCUCUGCUCAGACAAAGGAACCUGCAGUGACUCCAAUGGUGUGGUUGAAGGUGAUAUUGAAGAGAUGGAGCAUCAGGAUGGAGGACAGGAAGGCAAGGAAAAGAUGGCAGAAGUUGAUCCCUGCCACUCUGAGGGCUGUAUGCAGAUUGAGUCAGCAAGAGACCUGCAGCCUUGCAAGAAACAGCAUUUCACUUUUAGCCUCGUGAAUUCCUCUGGGACCUCUGAGAUAAACUCCAUUGUAGAAGGCAAAAUCUUAAAGCUAAAUGCUUUUUCUGCCCUUGCCAUUGACUGGGAUUCUGAUACACGGAGGCUACUUUUUGAUGAACAGGAGGCACAGGCAUUUGAAAAACAUGGAAGCAUGUCACAGCCACAGAAGAAGAAGGCUGUGGUAGCCCUUAGAGACUGCAUAGAGCUCUUCACUACUAUGGAAACACUUGGUGAACACGACCCAUGGUACUGCCCGAACUGUAAGAAACAUCAACAGGCCACAAAGAAGUUUGACUUGUGGUCUUUGCCCAGGAUUUUGGUUGUGCAUUUAAAGCGCUUCUCGUACAGCAGAUACUGGAGGGAUAAACUUGACACUGUUGUGGAAUUCCCAAUCAGGGGUUUAAACAUGUCCGAAUUUGUCUGCGACCCAAGAGCAGGCUCAUAUGUGUAUGACCUCAUUGCAGUUUCCAAUCAUUACGGAGCCAUGGGAGUUGGCCACUACACUGCCUACGCAAAGAACAAAGUGAAUGACAGGUGGUACUGCUUUGAUGACAGCAGUGUGUCAUUGGCUUCAGAAGACCAAAUAGUGACAAAAGCUGCAUAUGUGCUGUUUUAUCAGCGCCGAAACAGCGAGGAACAUACUGCCCCAUCUCCUCCUCAGGAAGAGUGUGAUGGCAUGGACACCAACUAAACAUCACCUCUAGCACUUGGCCACCAUCUUAGCAGUCGCUCCUUUAAAGCCAUGCCUGAGGCAUCUGAAAUUUUUUUCUUCCUUCUGUAGGAGUCAAGCAGAAAAUCUAGCACUGAAAGAUGUAGUGCUGGGGGUUGCAGAAUAGCACUGGAGAGCCAGGAAUAGGUGCUGACACUUGGGUAUUUAGAGGCCAAAAAUAAUAUAUAUUGGAGCUUCAAUAAAAUUCUUAUUAAAAUCUGUCUGAGCUGUGUGGCUAGAGGCAGGGGUUGGGACUGACUGGGCUAGUGCUGGGGGUCUUGGGCUGAGGGUUGUAGCUGGUGUUGGGCAAGCACAGCCUGAGCUGGAGGCCAGGUCAUGGCUGAGCCUUGCAGGGACCCAUGGAGGAGUAUGCUGGGUAUGAUUCUGUGAAUCAGUGUGGGGCUUCUGCCAGCCCUCUGGUGUUGCUGUUGUGCCCUGCCUGUGUCAGGGAGGCAUGCUGCACCCUUUCUGGAAGCUUAGUUCAAAUCUUUGUGUAUCUGGCCUGUCUUUUCCAGUCUCUGCCAUCAUACCUUGGUCCCCCUGCUAUGCAGCAAAACUUUCUCUUUCUUGUGUCCUUUUGUUGAUGCAUUUGAGGCUUUUCUGGGUGGUUUUGACUCAGCCUUUUUCAUAUGAACCCUGUAAUGCAGAAGUGAAUUGCACCUGCCUGUGGUGUGGCACAGCUGCAGACCCACACAGAGGUGCAGAAUACAGCUGCUCUGGCUCUGGUUCCCAUUCUUCUGCAGAGAAAGUGUCAUCCAUAAUGUUGGUAAUUUCUUGUCUUUGUCCAUCUCCUACAUCCCUCACUUCCAGGCUGCUCUGUAAGCAGUUUUUUGCCUUUACCAUUUCUCCUGUGGUUUGUGCAGUGGCAGCUUUUAUUCUUUUUUGCUCGUUCAUGGACUCCUUACAGCUUUUUCUCCAGCAAGGCUCAAUACUGUGUCCCAAGAGCUGCUGCUUAUAAGGAUGACAGCCCCAUUCAAUGAAUCGUGUGAGGUUUCAGCCUUUUUUCUUGUGACUUUUGUCUUUUGAUUGUUUUUGGACUGGUCUUUGAGCCUUUUUCUCCUCCCUUGAGCACUGCCCUUCAUGUCCCCUGCCCCAUCAUCUGCUGUGAGGCUGUGGGUGUGAUGGUCCUGUUCCAGUUCUCUCUCUGCCUUAGCUGCUCAUUUGUUCCACUCCAUCCUUUUGGCACAACUGGCAAAUGCUCUUCCUUCUGUUCUCAUUUACUGUCUGAGUUACUUGUAGGACUGAAUUCCAGCUUUCAUCUUUGAAUGAGGACACCUGUGAGCACUAGAUCAGAUCACUCCUCAGUGUAGAACAAGUCUGCCAUAUGAAAAAAAAAAGGAAAAAUCCAGAGCAUUAGUCUGCUUUCUAGGGAAAGAUCUAGUGGUGAAUCAAACAGGAGAGUUUUUACUUCUAGCCAAAUGCAUUGGCAGAACAAAAGGCUAACACAGGCUCCUGCCAUGCUUAUUUUUCACCCUGAAAGGUGUGCUUGCAGCCACUUGGUUCCCUGUGCACAGUCCCUGUGGCUUCAUGGCUGACCAUAGUCUUCUCUGUUGGUCAGUGUAACAGCAGUCAUCCAUUUAACUUCAAAAUACACCAGCCCAACUCCUUUUCUGCAGCUCUGAGCAAGAAGCCCUGUAGGGAAUUGCUGUGUGCCCAUUCCUGCACCUCUGUACUGCAGCCCAACAAAAGCCCAGACAGCUGCUUGCUGCCUUCUCCUGUUCCAAGCACUGGGAGGGGAAGGCAGACACGUGCAGCUCCUCAGCCAGGUGACAGGGAGGAGGAAGAAGAGCUGCCUCUAGCUGGCAACCUUCUGUUCUGAUCUUCUGCUGCAGAAUUUUGCUUUUAAAGCAUUUAAAUUUGAAUUUUGAGAUCAGAAUUACUUAGUUGCUUCUGCUGUUCUGAUUUGGGGUAUUUGGGAUUUUUACAACUCUUAAUACUGCAUUUGUGUUUUUUUCCUUGUUACUAAGGGAGAGCAUCCAAAAAACAAUUCUUAAGCUGUAGCACUGCACUGAAUUACUCCGAUCAGCAUAUUCAUUUUAUCCUUAAAGAAAAUCAUGUGGGCAUUCCAAAAUGGGCAAGACAGGAAAGGGAGAGGAGCAAAGAAAAAUCAAUCUGAAAUAGCCUUUGUUCUCCUCUCCACCUCCUUACCUGUGCUGACAUUGAGAAACUAAUCAUCGGGGCUAAAUCUCUGAUGCUCAGAUGCUGAACAGACUCUGUUGUACUGCAGAAAAAGUGGCCCAGCUCUUACUUUCUCUGCCUCUUGAGCUGACAGGCUUCAGCUGGUGUGUGUGUGCUGUAAUACCAGACCUGUUUUUUAGACUAGCACUUUGUAAGUGGCUGGCUUUAUUGUACAAAGAGGAAAAUUAAAGAGUGGUUUGCACUGAAA
This is a messenger RNA of Calypte anna (Anna's hummingbird), 5299 nucleotides long. RefSeq names its product ubiquitin specific peptidase 4 (gene USP4). The record is from RefSeq and is a predicted model, not a curated record. Bases 7 to 2895 code for a protein of 962 amino acids. The transcript is spliced from 22 exons. Lineage: Eukaryota; Metazoa; Chordata; Aves; Apodiformes; Trochilidae. Gene Ontology annotation, molecular function: cysteine-type deubiquitinase activity. Gene Ontology annotation, biological process: protein deubiquitination.